Molecule: messenger RNA, 1127 nt
Organism: Solenopsis invicta (red fire ant)
Lineage: Eukaryota; Metazoa; Arthropoda; Insecta; Hymenoptera; Formicidae
Exons: 6
Coding region: 318-980 (220 amino acids)
Source: RefSeq, a predicted model, not a curated record
AUGACUCAAAGUCGACAAAAACUCUGAUCUUUUUACGACAAAAGAUCUUAUACUCUUUUAAGUUAUUUAUAUCUUUUCGACAAAGCGAAAAGAUAUAAAUGAUAGAUAUUUUAUCUUGCCGGAGAGACAAUUAACAUAAAAAGAAAUUUUAGUUUUAAUUCGCUCGUAGCGUAGCAACAGAGCUGCGCUGCGAUCUGCUGCGCAGCUCUCCCGGGCCUCUCUCGCCGCCGGUCUCUGUGUAACACUUAAUUGUGUUCUGUUCUUCCUGCUUCCAUGUGCUUCAGUAUCUACGAGAUCUUUUAUCACAUUUGUGCCUCAUGGUAUUGUUUCGAUUGGAUGCGAAAGACUUGUAUUAUAUCAUCUGCGCUUACAUUUAUACUCUAUUUCUGGUUGGAUGCGAAGGACUUAUAUCUUAUACGCUCACAUUUAUUGACUCUUCUAUUUUCUGUUAUACGGAAAGAACAAUCUUUAAGAUCUUUUAUUACAUUUGUGCCUCAUGUGAUGCAUGCCGACUAAAAUUUUUACAAAUAAAUGCAAAAAUAAAGCAUAAGCUCAACGGCAUCAUUAAUCUGCUGGAAAAUAAAGGAGGUGAUAAAGCCGAUCCAGUCGAACAAAAUAACAAUAACUUGUUACCAGAUUUUCCUCUUACUACAAUACAGGAAUUGAAUCAUUUCAACGAGCAAUUGAUGCAGAAUGACGUUCAACGACAAUUCGUAAAAAAAAUGUCAAAUAUUGGCGGAGAUACUGUCAGUAAGACAGUGCGAAAUGUCAUGUCUCAAACAAUUACAGAUGAAUUGGCCCAAAUUUAUACGUGGACAGGUCAAAAAAACAGAUUAGCAUUAAAGAAAACUAAAAUUUCAGACGUUAUUAUCGAAGCAAUUAUGAUUUCAAUAAAUACGACAAUGGCCGAAGUGGAAGGAUAUAUGAAAGAAUGGGUGCGACGAGCCAGCGAUAGAAUUAGAUCGCUCUCAAAAAAAUAAAUUUUAUUAAUUAAUAAUAGAUGCGUCAUUCUACUCGUAAUAACGAGGACAAAUUGUUCAUGUUCUCUCGCUCUACAAGGCGAUUGAGAGAUAAAAUAUAUAAUAAUAUAUACAAGAUAAAAUAAUAUAUGUAAUUUUAUUAAUAAA